ACCUCUUCUUCCCAGCCUCCUAAAAUAACAAAAUAACACACAUAGACCUCUAAAAUCCAACUAAACUCCCAUCAAAAUGUCAACCCACCCAACCCAAACCCCCCUCUCCACCAACACCGCCCCAACACAAACCACAACUACAACAACCACCACCACCCAGCACGCCCCCAACAACGGCGGUCUAGCGCAGAAAGCCCAUUCUGCACUCGCUGCGGUGCAUGGUACGGGCGAGGCGGUACGGGGACACUUUAACGCGGCUGUUGAUGAUGCGUUUGGCGAGUCAAAGGGUGUACAGAAGAACGCGCGUGUGGAGAAUGAGGGGUUAAAUGAGAUUGCGUCGGGGCAUUUUGGGACGGGGACGAAGGUUAGGGAGGGGGCGGUGCCAGGGGAUGGGGGGAAGAGGGGGAAUGAGGUGCCGCACCCACGCCGCGGUCGCCCUCAGGCUCCUCAUCGCAAUCUGGCUCUUCUUCGGCCUCAAACCCUCCCGCCUCUCCCUCGUCCUAACUCCUCCACCGCCGGCCCGCCCAUCCUCCCCAAUGUCUUCGACACCCCUCCCCUCUCCUCCCCCGCCAUCCGCAGCAUCUGCGCCGACACAGUCUGGGACCCCUCCCUAGUAUUCACCUGCAACUCCAGCGUCGGCGGCAUCCGCAACAUCCGCAACUCCCUCCUCAACUGCGUGCGCUUCACCAUCUCCGCCGCCGCCUCCCUCGUCACCCCCCUCAUCGUCGUGCGCAACGAAUCCUACACCGCCGCCAUCCGCACCGGCAUCACAGCACCACUCUCCUACAUGUUAUCGCCCUCGCACUUCCGCGACUCCCUCGCCCUCUCCUGUCCGGGCCUAAUCCUGCACGAGACUCUCGAAUCCGCUAUCGCAGGCGCCAAAAACCACGACCCGCUACCGCUUAAGCCAGAAUACCUCCAAUCCAAGAACCUCCCUCGCACCGGCCUCGCCUCCCCCGAAACCUGGAACGCGAACUUCACAACCUGGCUGCACGAGCGCAUACCCCUGCGCGCGCUGCCAGCAACGAAAAUAGUCCAUCUCUCGCGCACAUACCUCGCCUACCCGACCUACAGCGACGGCGUCAACUUCGCGCAUCACUUCGGUUCCAUCCUCAAGUUCCGCGACGACGUCCGGGUUCUCGCUACUAGCGUGCUGCGCGGCCUCGCUGAGCGGUAUGGAUACAAAGGGGUGCCGGAUUUCUUCUUCGGUGCGCAUUUGCGCACGGAGCGGGAUGCGAAGCUGGGGUGGCCGGGGGGGGAUUGGGUGUAUAGCCGGUAUGAGACGCAGGCUGCACUGCUUCUGUCCGCAGCCUCCAAUGCAAGCCUCCCGCUCAUAUACGUCGCCUCCGGGGACCAGGAUGAAGUCGCGAAGUUAAGUGCUGAGGCAGCGGCGAAGAAUAUGACAGUGACGACGAAGUUUGAUGUUCUGGGGAAGGAGGAGGUGGAGAGGAUGGAUAAGAUGAGUUGGGAUCAGCAGGGGAUGGUGGAUUUUCUGGUGAUGACGAGGGCGAGUGUGUUUGGGGGGGUGGGACAUUCGAGUUUUGCGUGGAAUGUGGCGUUGGGGAGGCAUGUGGUUGGGGGGGAGUCAGGGGAGGGACAUUUGAAGGGACCGCAGGCGUUGAAUGAUAAGCUCAGUCAGGUUUAUGGGAAGCCGGGGGAGUAUCCGGAGUAUCCGAGUACGCUGUGGCCUUAGAUUGGGGGAAGGGGAAAGAGAUAUGUAUGGAUAUAUACAUCGGGGGAAGGGGAAAGGGAUAUGUAUGGAUAUAUAGAGGUGGAUAUGUAGUUUUACAGCCUCAAUGUUGGAUAGUGGGAAGGCAGGAGCGUGGCGCGAUUAUACCAUAUUUAAACGCAAAUAGGCGGAACUGAGGGAGUAGCAAAUACUACGCAAUUUAAUUUGCCUAUCU
Messenger RNA from Pseudogymnoascus verrucosus, 1904 nucleotides. RefSeq lists its product as uncharacterized. Lineage: Eukaryota; Fungi; Ascomycota; Leotiomycetes; Thelebolales; Thelebolaceae. The record is from RefSeq and is a predicted model, not a curated record. The transcript has 3 exons. The coding region runs from base 77 to 1693 and encodes 538 amino acids.